CAUCCCGAGAGGAAAACAAUGUCUGAUUUAGAUGAUUUCACCAAACCCGUAGGCCAGUCAAAUGUAUCUGACAGCUACCAGCUGAACCCGGCCAGUGUGAUUGUGUCAGUGGUCUUCUCCCUGAUCUUCUUGUUGGGCACCAUCGGCAACAGUCUGGUGCUUGCUGUGCUUCUUCGAAGCGGACAGUUGGGAUACAACACAACCAACUUGUUCAUACUCAACCUCAGUGUAGCCGACUUCUUCUUCAUCAUCUUCUGUGUCCCGUUCCAAGCUACCAUCUACUCUCUGGAGGGCUGGGUGUUCGGCUCCUUCAUGUGCAAAGCGGUCCACUUCUUCAUCAACCUCACCAUGUAUGCCAGCAGCUUCACGUUGGCUACAGUCUCUGUUGACAGGUACCUAGCUAUUCGCUAUCCUCUACGUUCCAGAGAGUUGAGAACACCUUGUAAUGCUGUGGUUGCUAUGGUGAUCAUCUGGGGUCUCUCACUGGUGUUUGCGGGUCCGUAUCUCAGUUACUACGACUUGACCGAUUUUGCUAACAGCACCGUGUGCAUACCCGGCUGGGAGGAACAGAACCGCAAAGUCUUGGACACGUGCACCUUUUUGUUUGGCUACGUCAUUCCAGUGUUAAUCGUGAGCCUGUCCUACACUCGAACCAUCAAAUACCUGUGGACGGCUGUCGACCCCCUGGACGGCAUGUCCGAAUCCAAGAGGGCCAAACGCAAAGUGACAAAGAUGAUCAUCAUUGUCACGGUGCUUUUCUGCAUUUGCUGGCUGCCCUACCAUGUUGUGAUCUUGUGCUACCUGUAUGGUGACUUCCCUUUCAACGAAACCACCUACGUCUUCAGGCUGCUGUCCCACUGCAUGGCCUACGCCAACUCCUGCGUCAAUCCCAUCGUGUAUGCACUGGUGUCCAAGCACUUCCGCAAAGGCUUCAAGAAGGUGUUCAGCUGCAUCCUGAGUAAAAAAGGCAGGAAUAAGGUGCAUGUGGUUCACGUAGCCAACACGGUGCCCGGCUUUGAGGCGGGCUCCACGGAGGUUUCCCAAAUGAAUGAGGAGAACGUGGAACAGAAUGAAUGCGAGAUGAUUAACAGGCCGGCUGCAGAGCCGAGAGAAGCCACAGUGACGCUCAACCUGCCAUUUCAGCAGCAGACCUGACAAAUGGUCCAGGUUUGUUGAAGAAUGUAG
This is a messenger RNA of Thalassophryne amazonica, 1185 nucleotides long. RefSeq names its product galanin receptor 2b (gene galr2b). The coding region runs from base 19 to 1155 and encodes 378 amino acids. NCBI's taxonomy places the organism in Eukaryota, Metazoa, Chordata, Actinopteri, Batrachoidiformes, Batrachoididae. The transcript is spliced from 4 exons. Gene Ontology annotation, molecular function: G protein-coupled receptor activity. The record is from RefSeq and is a predicted model, not a curated record. Gene Ontology annotation, cellular component: membrane. Gene Ontology annotation, biological process: G protein-coupled receptor signaling pathway.